AUGGGUUCGAUUGCGCUUCCUUAUAUCCAGAGCAACCCGAAAAUCAUCUUUUUCACUGAUUUCGAUGGCACAAUCACGUUGGAAGAUAGCAAUGACUAUCUGACCGACGAGCUGGGCUUUGGGUAUGCCAAGCGCAGAGAAGGAAACAGAGAAGUCCUGUCCGGCAGGGCCACCUUUAGGGACGUGUUCCGCGAAAUGCUAGAGAGCGUCAAACCCGGGUUCGCCGAAUGCAUCGAGAUCCUCAAGAGCAAGAUGAAGCUGGACCCGUACUUUCUCGAAUUCUACAACUGGGCCAAGGAGAACAACGUGCCCAUCGUCGUGGUCUCAUCCGGCAUGAUCCCGAUUAUCCAAGCACUGUUUGAAGCCUUUUUGGGCCACACGCCCGACCCCCGACACCUGACCAUUGUCGCCAACGAUGUCGAGAGCCGCGACGGCAAGGAUAUCAACAGCCCCGGAGGCUGGCAGAUUAAAUACCAUGACAACAGUCACUUUGGCCACGACAAGUCGCUGGAAAUCAAACCAUAUGCGGCUUUGCCGGCCGACAAGCGCCCAACUCUGCUAUAUGCUGGCGACGGCAUGUCUGAUCUGUCGGCAGCCCGUGAAACCGACCUGCUUUUCGCAAAGAAGGGACAGGACCUGGUCACGUAUUGUGAGGAAAACGGAGUGCCAUUCACCGUCUUUGAAGACUGGUCAACCAUUUUCGCCACAACAAAGGCGAUUUACCAGGGCGCGACCUCGGCCAAGAAGGUUGCUGCGCAAGCUGUAGAGCACCUACAGCCUCAGGCAGCCGAUUCCCGCUUCGCGACGGACGGCAGACUGCCAAAGAUGACUCGCCGCAUAAUUCGGACUGGGGUUCAGCUCACUGUUUUUGGUUUUGUUGUCUUUCUUUUGAUUCUUUUCAUCGAUAAACGCUUCCGCGUGCUUCCCAACUCGAUACACGGCCAUCUGCCCACGCACCACCCGGGCCUGGUCGUUACGGACGUUACUAUCACUACGUGUUCGGCGGUAAACGUCUUUUCUAGCUGUCGACUAGACCCGUCGGUGUGGUAUCGAGUCGACAAGGAUUUGUACCUGGGGAAUACCUGGUCGUCGAGUGCAUACGUGCACUAUCAGCGGAAACGAGAGGAGGACCUCCUCGACACCGACAAGGUCGUAGUCGAUCUUCGGAUUAGCAGGGUCGACCCGAACUCUGUCAAGGACAAGUCUUCUAGCCUUCCUGGAGAAUGGGAGUCCCGACCAGGCGGGAUCUGGCUCAAACGCAGCUCGGAGCCGCACGUUAGCGACUCCAAAAACGCUCUUACCUCUUUGGAUAUCCUGUUUGGCGCAGAUGCUGUUGAUCCGCGUCCGAAAUGGGAGGUCAAGGAUACGCCUAUUUUGUUGAACAGCCGGACCGAGAAUACCGAGGCGCGUAUCACUGUUCGUCGAGGAGUCCCGCCAACGAUUAAGAAGCCGGUGCCUCGCAUCAACGAAAGCGACCGGUUUAAAAUAAUGCAAGCCGCAGACCUACACCUCAGUACAGGUACUGGGAUCUGCCGAGAUCCCGUGCCAGAGGAAAGAGUGCCGGGAGAAAAAUGCGAAGCAGAUCCUCGCACAAUGGAAUUUGUCGAGAAGCUUCUCGACGACGAGAAGCCGGACCUGGUUGUCUUCUCUGGCGAUGAGGUGAAUGGCGAGACCUCCAAGGACGCCCAAAGCGCAGUGUUUAAAUUCGUCAAGCCUCUUGUGGAGCGCAAGAUUCCGUAUGCGGUUAUCUUUGGGAACCAUGACGACGAAGGCAACCUCAAUCGAGAGCAACUCAUGGAUUUGCUGAAAGAUCUGCCGUAUUCCCUGUCGUCUGCUGGACCGGAGGAUAUCGACGGGGUUGGGAAUUACGUUAUCGAGGUGCUCGGUCGAUCGACCACGCAUCACUCUGCGCUGACUUUAUAUUUGUUGGACACGCAUUCGUAUUCACCGGACGAGCGACAGUUUCGCGGGUACAACUGGAUCAAGCCCAGCCAGAUCAAGUGGUUCAAGAACACGUCGCAGGGCCUGAAGAAGAAGCACGACCAAUACACGCACAUGCACAUGAACAUGGCCUUUAUCCAUAUCCCAUUACCCGAGUAUCGGGGCAACGACAUACGGCCAUGGAAGGGCGACUGGCGCGAGGCGCCCACAGCACCAGCGUUCAACUCGGGGUUCAUGGACGCUCUGGUUGAAGAGAAUGUACUUUUUGUCAGUUGUGGACAUGACCAUGUCAAUGACUAUUGCAUGCUCAAUCGUGACGACAAGGAAAAGCCGAACCUGUGGAUGUGCUAUGGAGGUGCAUCUGGGUUUGGAGGCUACGGAGGCUACGACGGGUUUGUGCGUCGCAUGCGGUUUUAUGAAUUCGACAUGGGGCCUGGCCGUAUCGUGACGUACAAACGGCUGGAAUACGGCGAUACCGAGUCGCGCUUGGACGAGAUGAUGAUAGUCGACGCCGGGCAGGUUCGGGAUAUGUAG
Talaromyces rugulosus is the source of this 2475-nucleotide messenger RNA. RefSeq lists its product as uncharacterized. Gene Ontology annotation, molecular function: phosphoprotein phosphatase activity. The record is from RefSeq and is a predicted model, not a curated record. Lineage: Eukaryota; Fungi; Ascomycota; Eurotiomycetes; Eurotiales; Trichocomaceae. Gene Ontology annotation, cellular component: cytoplasm. The transcript is spliced from 8 exons. The coding region runs from base 1 to 2475 and encodes 824 amino acids.